CCCUGGCAUUGGGCAGCACGUGAAUCUUGUCAAUCAAAUGCAUAGCAACGACCGAACAACAGAUUGAUUAAUGUUUGGCACCCAAGACUUUGAACCCUGGCAGAUGAUCGCGCCUGACAGGUGCAUUGAGCAGCAGUGUGCCCGGCAAUGCUGAAGCUCUAGAAACAUCAAACUAUGACAUAUCUCAUAGAUGACGAUGCCACCAUCAAUCGUGCCUGCCAGAACUCAUUUAAACACCGACUUCCAAUGUCUAUCCUGAAAAUCACACGCUUUCUUCCACUCAUCUGAAUCAGACAGCAGGAAAUCAUAAGCAAAUGUCUACGUCAAAGCGUCCCGGCCAACUCAGCACUCGGUCCACCUCAUGGAACUACUCCAAUGCAGAGUCGUUUAACGACGAUAUCUACUCGAACAUGACAUUCUACGACACUCGUAGUCCACCACCUCACCCACAUUAUGCCACCCUGCCUAGGAACUAUAGGAGCGCGAACUCCAAUAAACGGCAAAGAGCACUCGAGAUGCCACCUCCUUAUGGUUGCACAACCAAGCUCUUGGACGAUCACACUCCAGGUGACUCUGGCUACAGUUCCGGUGCCACUUCUCCAGAGCCAGAGAACUGGCAUCCUCCGACUCGCCAAUGCACACUCCUCAGACAUCCUACCAACGAUCGUCGUUGCAGAUCCGACUACUACUUCCUUAUACGCCCUACAUCUGAUAGUAUCAUGGAACCGAGCAUCGAACAUGGGAUAGCGUCAGAUCCAACACGACCAUCUAUAUCUUUCGUUUGCAACAUGCAACCGCUCUCCCUCCUCCCUCCCAGCACAAGCAACAGGAAAAAGCGUCGCCGCAUCGCCAACAACGACUUUUCCAAGUCAGAUGCAGAUCCCAUUACCUACAUUCGUGAUAAUUGCGAGAAUGCCACUAGAGCCCUAGCAAGUCAUCGCAAGCUACAUGGCUGCGAUUGCGACUUUGCAUAUCUGGACAACAGAAAGAGAGGGACGGGAAGUGUAUGGAGGAAAGGAGAAGCUGAUGAGGGAGAGGUUGUCUGUAGAGCAGAUUUUGGACCACAGAGGCCUUGUAAGAAGAGUUGCUUUACUGGAUGGUUCGUGAGGCAGCACAUGAAGUUUCAUGAUCAGUAUUGUGCGUGUGGGUGCUUUGGGGUUAAGCGUUGAGCACCUUACUAGCUGGCAAAUCAUCGUUUGUCUACGAGAGUGGACCAUGUUCACUACAACACAUUUUGAUUGUACAUGGUAAAUUCGUAGGCUAGAGUUUCUUCAUCG
Molecule: messenger RNA, 1277 nt
Organism: Aureobasidium subglaciale EXF-2481
Lineage: Eukaryota; Fungi; Ascomycota; Dothideomycetes; Dothideales; Saccotheciaceae
Exons: 1
Coding region: 315-1169 (284 amino acids)
Source: RefSeq, a predicted model, not a curated record